GGGGCAUAGCCUACUACGUGACUCAGCCAUAGGGUCACACCGUCCAUCCCUCUCCGGUACUAAUUUACAUUUCGUCCUGGUCCCAUCUGCAGUUGAACUGCGUCCAACUGAACUGAGAGAGCGAGAGAGAGAGAGAAAAAAACGCAUUUAUGGACACACCUCGGCGAAGUAGCAAGAAGAUGAAUUAAUGUUAGGCAAAGCGCUCGUAACAUUCGAUCUGUGAACGAGGGAGCAGGGCGAAUCAACAGCGCAGUCGGAGAGUUUAAGGUCCCUGCCAGGACGUGUCUGGCCCCCAGGGGGCGCUGUCGCGGAGGUCCAACACCAUGGCGGAACCUGACUACAUGGACGGGGACUGCGACGAGCUCAUCCAGCCCAAAAAACUCAUCAACCCCGUCAAGACGUCCCGCAACCACCAAGACCUCCACCGAGAGCUGCUGAUGAACCAGAAACGGGGCCUGUCUCCGCAGAAUAAGCCGGAGCUGCAGAAGGUUCUGGAGAGGAGGAAACGGGAGCAGAGGGAGGAGCAGGAGGCGCGGGAGAAGAGGGAGAAGAGGUCCGACCUGGAGCUGGAGCUCCUCAAGAGGCAGCAGAAACUGGAGCAGCUUGAACUAGAGCAGCAGAAGUGUGAGGAGGAGCAGGAGAACACGCCAGAGUUUGUCAAAAUGAAGGGGAACCUGAGGAGGACGAAGCAUGAGGCGGAGAACCAGGAGCACGGAGUCCAUGGCACGUCGCCGUAGCGACCGCAGCCCUGAGGGAGUUUACUGCCAAAAUGACUGGCUAUAUAAACAAACUCCCCCAACCACUCACUCCAAUCAGAGGCUCGACAGUUUACACCAGUAUACACCGGUAUAAAUCAGUGUUCACCAGUGUACGCCACUUGGACGAGAAUGCCAACUGUGGAUGAAGGGAAAACCGGGGCUUUUGACUUCCGAAGAAGGCCGCCACUUCGAACGUAGCCGAGGUUAAAAGAAAAACAUCUCGCCUGUUGAACCCACAGAGCUCCUGCAGACAUAUCGAAAUGAAAUUUUGCAAGCCGAAAUUACCGACGUUUAAUCUUGCGUUUCGUUCUCGGUUUAGUUUCUUUCCUUUGUUUAAUUGAAUACGGAAACUUGAUGUUUUAUCUGAAUUCUCUACCAUUCUGUUAUGUAAGCUGGAAGCUACAUUACCUCAUUUGUUUGGUGGUGGUGAUGGUAAGCAUUUGACCACCUCAGUUCGCUUGCUCUGUCUUUUGUGUUUCUUUUCUUUUUGGCCUCCGCUUUGUCCGUCUUAACUACUCGACCUACAGCUGUACUUUCCUUUUAUAUUUUGUGUUUUUUGAUAAAAGUUGAAUAUGUAUGUCGGUUACUGAAACCCGAAGCAGUAUUUCUUUUUCCAUCGAAUAGACACAGCUUCAGUUGGUUAUCUCAGUUCUGAGAGUAGAAAUCAGAAGUUUAUACGGAAUCCAACCACUAGCAGCUGCUCUUUUCUGAAUAAAAAGGGUUUCUGUAAA
Conger conger (European conger) is the source of this 1489-nucleotide messenger RNA. Its product is annotated as protein FAM107B-like. The record is from RefSeq and is a predicted model, not a curated record. The coding region runs from base 324 to 737 and encodes 137 amino acids. The transcript has 4 exons. NCBI's taxonomy places the organism in Eukaryota, Metazoa, Chordata, Actinopteri, Anguilliformes, Congridae.